CCUAUUUCGUGUCUCUCUCCUCCUAUAGCUCCUUCUAUAUAAAUCUGAAUCAAAUUCUCAUUCAUCUCACUCACUAAAACACCUUCAAUCUGAAGUUUGAAACAAUUUUGCAGCAGUUGUUCAUGAACCAUGGCUACUCUUCAAGCUUCAUUUUGCUCUUCUUCUUUUUCUUCAGCUUCAUUUAAAAAAACCAAAACCACUCUCCACACCCCAAAAUUCCAAAAAUCAUCCCAUCUUUCAGUUCCUAGGCUCCUUGUGGAUGAACAGAGUCAACCCAAUGGGUUACUAAAUCUGACAGCAACUUCAACUCAUAUAGAAAGGAACCCAAAUUUUAAAAACACUAGGAGAUCAAAGGGUAGUGAAGCAAUUUCAGAUUCAAAGUUGGUGCAAGAGCUAUAUGCAAUAAUGGAAAUUGUCUCUGACAGAGUAGAAAUGCACAAGAACAUUUGUGCCCAGAGGGACAAUUGGAAUGGCCUGCUUCUCAACUCUCUGAAUGGAAUGACAGCCACUGCUGCAAUCAUGGCUGGACUUGCAGCUGUGAGUGGAUCUGGAGGAGCACCCAUUUUGGCUCUCAAGCUGUCUUCCAGUCUCCUAUACAUGGCUGUCACUGGGAUUUUGCUGGUGAUGAAUAAGAUCCAGCCUUCUCAGCUAGCAGAGGAGCAGAGAAAUGCUUCAAGGCUUUUUAAGAGGCUUCAUGAAGAGAUCAAAACCACUCUGGUUUUAAAAACCCCAACUUCAAAUGAUGUGAAGGUUGCAAUGGAAAAAGUUUUGGCUUUAGAUAAGGCCUACCCACUGCCCUUGCUUGGGACCAUGAUUGAGAAAUUUCCUUCCCUUGUGAAGCCUGCUGUGUGGUGGCCAGAAGAAUCCAAGCCUCAACAUGAAGAGACGAGCGAGAAGGUUGAGAGGAAUGGGUGGGAUGAGAAGCUGGAAGAGGAAAUGAAGGAGAUUUUGGGUGUGGUGAGAGGAAAAGAUGCUGCAGAAUAUGUGAGGCUAAGCAAUGUGGUCUUGAAGGUUAACAAAAUACUAGCAUUCUGUGGCCCUUUGCUCACUGGUUUUGCUGCAGCUGGGGCAGGACUUGUUGGGUUGACUGGUUUUGGUUCAUGGGGUGCAGUUUUGGCUGUGGUGUUUGGGGCUUUGGCCAGUGUGGUCAACACUUUGGAGCAUGGUGGGCAAGUGGGAAUGGUGUUUGAGAUGUAUAGGAGUUCUGCAGGGUUUUUUAAGCUCAUGGAGGAGACCAUAGAAUCAACUCUCAAGGAAGGAGAGGUUGGGGAGAGAGAGAAUGGGGAGCUGUUUGAAGUGAAAGUGGCUCUUCAGCUUGGCAGAAGCCUUGCAGAACUCAGAGACCUUGCAAGUUCUUCAUCUUUGUCUUCAAGUCUUAAACAGGCUAAAGAAGAAUUUGCAAGCAAGCUUUUUUGAUUUAUUUCCCUUCGGUCUCGUGACUUUGUUAG
Messenger RNA from Prunus mume (Japanese apricot), 1448 nucleotides. NCBI's taxonomy places the organism in Eukaryota, Viridiplantae, Streptophyta, Magnoliopsida, Rosales, Rosaceae. The record is from RefSeq and is a predicted model, not a curated record.